CGCUCAUCACUCGGAGAAACCACGCUGAUCGGUCGCCGAUCUCUCGCUCCGUUUCCUCCCAACAAUGGCCGCCGCCGUCAGCAGCAUCGCCCCACAACGACUCCUUUCUCUCCCCAGACCCAAACCCAUACCCAAACCCGUAUUUUCCCCACUAAAGGGCUCCCCCAAGAUUUUUCCGAGAAACAAACAGCGGGACUGGGCCGUGGUCGGGUCGGUGACGGAGGAGCUCGACGUGAUUCCGGUGCAGAGCCGGGACUCCACGGACCAGCCCGACGGUGUGGCGAGCGGAACGGAGAGGGAAGUUGAGGGAGGAGAAUUUCAUGGGUUUGGAGGGAGUGAAGGGCGGUUGUCGUUCGAAGGGGCGGGUGAAUUUCAUGGGUUUUCAUCUUCGGCUUCUUCUUCUAUGGGGGGAGUGGAUGGGAAGGGUGAAGAGGAACAGGAGGAUGUGGACAAGUUGAUCGAUAGGGCCAUUAAUGCCACCAUUGUUCUGGCUGCUGGCUCCUUUGCCAUCACCAAGCUGCUCACCAUCGAUCACGACUACUGGCAUGGAUGGACAAUAUAUGAGAUCUUGAGAUAUGCACCUCAACAUAACUGGAGUGCUUAUGAGGCAGCUUUGAAAACAAACCCAGUUCUAGCAAAAAUGGCAAUAAGUGGAGUUGUUUACUCUUUAGGGGAUUGGAUUGCGCAGUGCGUUGAAGGAAAACCACUUUUUGAAUUUGAUAGAGUGCGGAUGCUCAGAUCAGGCCUUGUUGGCUUUACUUUGCAUGGAUCCCUUUCUCAUUAUUAUUACCAGUUCUGUGAGGAUCUUUUCCCUUUUCAAGAUUGGUGGGUUGUUCCUGCUAAAGUAGUCUUUGAUCAAACUGUAUGGGCUGCUGUUUGGAACAGCAUUUAUUAUACUGUUCUAGGAUUCUUGCGCCUUGAAUCACCACUUAGUAUUUUUAAUGAAUUGAAGGCAACUUUCUGGCCUAUGUUAACUGCUGGGUGGAAGCUUUGGCCAUUUGCUCAUCUUAUUACCUAUGGCGUGAUCCCUGUGGAACAGAGGCUGCUUUGGGUUGACUGUGUAGAGCUCAUUUGGGUGACAAUUCUUUCAACUUACUCGAACGAGAAAUCAGAAGCAAGAAUAUCCAACACAUUACCAGAAGCAAGCUCGAGCUCCUCAUCACUAGGCCCGUCUGAGGAGUAAACAUGGGAUGAGAAAAUGGAAGAAAGAGGAGUUGCUGGAUUCCUUGCUAGUGCUACAAGAAAACUAAGCCUAAACCCUAGACCUUUCCAUCGAUUGAUUGGAUGGUGGCUUGUGAAGUGUGUGGCAAUGGGGUGAUAUGGCUGGGGAAUCUGGUUCUAAUUUGUCACCCACAUCCCUGAGGAAUUGGGACGUGUAUUUUGUGAAAAACCUUAGCUUCCUCGUCUUCUAUCUGAAUGUUGUAUACAAGCUCUGUUCCGUUCUGUUUCUGGAGCUUCUAACAUGGCUGACUGGCUGGCUGGCUCUGUUUCUAUUUCGAAAUGUAAAGAAAGACACAGAGAUAAGUAAAUUCCACAACUCCUUCAAUUCUAAAGAGCUUUAUAGACUUA
Messenger RNA from Diospyros lotus (date-plum), 1569 nucleotides. RefSeq lists its product as uncharacterized. The coding region runs from base 65 to 1183 and encodes 372 amino acids. The record is from RefSeq and is a predicted model, not a curated record. Lineage: Eukaryota; Viridiplantae; Streptophyta; Magnoliopsida; Ericales; Ebenaceae. The transcript has 7 exons. Gene Ontology annotation, cellular component: cytoplasm; membrane.